Molecule: messenger RNA, 1364 nt
Organism: Procambarus clarkii (red swamp crayfish)
Lineage: Eukaryota; Metazoa; Arthropoda; Malacostraca; Decapoda; Cambaridae
Source: RefSeq, a predicted model, not a curated record
AUGGCCAUUGAGAAUGCAGGACCAGAUUAUCCAGUUCGAUCAACCUUGGUACUACCUCUCAUCCCAACUCACAUCCGCGUGGUCAAUAUAUUCCUGCGUAGCAUCAUGAGUAGAACAUUAGUUAUGAAGGAGGAAUAUGCAAUUCCUCUGAAAGGUCUUUGGCUUAUAUUAGAAUCGGAUUUGCUACCGACAAUUCGGAUUUCAUACAUGGCAUUUAAUAAUCAUGUAGUGGUAGGCAUCCUUCAGUCUCGGGAGACUAUGGAGCAGCGCUCUGGUUGCUCUCCAGGGCGCAAAGCCUGGAAGGGACCCAAAAGAAGGGACCCAAAAGAAGGGACCCAAAAGAAGGGACCCAAAAGAAGGGACACAAAAGAAGGGACCCAAAAGAAGGGACCCAAAAGAAGGAACCCAAAAGAAGGGACCCAAAAGAAGGGACCCAAAAGAAGGGACACAAAAGAAGGGACCCAAAAGAAGGGACACAAAAGAAGGGACCCAAAAGAAGGGACCCAAAAGAAGGGACACAAAAGAAGGGACCCAAAAGAAGGGACCCAAAAGAAGGGACCCAAAAGAAGGGACCCAAAAGAAGGGACCCAAAAGAAGGGACCCAAAAGAAGGGACACAAAAGAAGGGACCCAAAAGAAGGGACCCAAAAGAAGGGACCCAAAAGAAGGGACCCAAAAGAAGGGACACAAAAGAAGGGACCCAAAAGAAGGGACCCAAAAGAAGGGACCCAAAAGAAGGGACCCAAAAGAAGGGACCCAAAAGAAGGGACCCAAAAGAAGGGACCCAAAAGAAGGGACCCAAAAGAAGGGACCCAAAAGAAGGGACACAAAAGAAGGGACCCAAAAGAAGGGACCCAAAAGAAGGGACCCAAAAGAAGGGACCCAAAAGAAGGGACCCAAAAGAAGGGACCCAAAAGAAGGGACCCAAAAGAAGGGACCCAAAAGAAGGGACCCAAAAGAAGGAACCCAAAAGAAGGGACCCAAAAGAAGGGACCCAAAAGAAGGGACCCAAAAGAAGGGACCCAAAAGAAGGGACCCAAAAGAAGGGACCCAAAAGAAGGGUAUGGCGGCACGGCAGCAAGAAGAAUCAGCAGAAGAAGAAUCAGCAGAAGAAGAAUCAGCAGAAGAAGAACCAGCAGAAGAAGAAUCAGCAGAAGAAGAAUCAGCAGAAGAAGAACCAGCAGAAGCAGAACCAGCAGAAACGCAUAUGGAACCAUGCGUUUCAACCUUCCUGUUAAUGCACGCGUUUGCUGCAGCUAAACUACAUCCACCUCAUUCACCUCAGCCUUUUAGAAUGUUGAAUGGAUCAACAAAACGUCUUUUUGCAUCAAGCUUUAAUAAAGGUGUAACAUUAUCAUUGGAGAG